Messenger RNA from [Torrubiella] hemipterigena, 972 nucleotides. The record is from the annotation of a GenBank genome assembly. NCBI's taxonomy places the organism in Eukaryota, Fungi, Ascomycota, Sordariomycetes, Hypocreales, Clavicipitaceae.
AUGUCUUACAACAACGACAACACCGAUUCCUACGGAGACAAUGACAGCUACGGCUCGUCCAACACUCGCAAGGGUAACACCAGCUCUGGCUUUGGCUCCAACGAUGACAACUACGGUUCGUCUGGAAACAACCGCUCUGGUGGCGACUCCUAUGGUUCGUCCGGUAACAGCUCCAGCCGUCGCAACAACGACGACGACAGCUAUGGUACCACUGGUAGCUCUGGCUACGGCAAGGACAACACCUCCAGCAGCUAUGACAACACAUCUAGCCGCACUGGAGGCAACGAUUCCUACGGCUCUUCUGGCAACAGCUCUAGCCGUCGCAACAACAACGAUGAUGACGACUCCUACGGCUCUUCCGGCCGUACUGGUGGUAGUGACUCUUACGGCUCCAGCAACACCACCAGCCGCCGUACCAACAACAACGACGACUCCUCCUAUGGCUCCUCUGGUCGCACUGGCGGUACCGAUUCUUACGGCUCUUCUGGCCGUACUGGCGGUUCUGACUCCUACGGCUCCUCUGGAAACAACACUUCCAGCCGCCGCAACAACGAUGAUGAUGACUCUUUCGGUUCAUCUGGACGUACUGGAGGAAAUGAUUCAUACGGUUCCAGCAACACUACUAGCCGCCGUAACAACAACGACGACGAUGAUUCUUUUGGAUCUUCCAACCGCACUGGCGGUAACAACAGCAGCUCUUAUGGCUCUUCUGGCAACUCUCGCAACAACAAUGAUGACUCGUACGGUUCCUCUGGCCGCACUGGUGGCAGUGAUUCCUACGGCUCUGGCAACUCUAGCAGCCGCCGUAACAAUGAUGAUGACGAUUCUUACGGCUCGUCGAACCGCUCUGGAGGCAACAACAACAGCAGCUCGUACGGAUCCUCGGGCAACAACAACAGUUCCUAUGGAUCUUCUGGCAACAACAACAGCAGUUCGUACGGAGCUUCCAACGAUGAUAGCAACGACUACUAA